AUGUCUUCCAUAGGCCCACAAAUCCCAGCACACUUCCUUCCAACCGUCGCAUCAGCCGAGGAUUCUGAAGAAGACAAUGAUUACACGCCAGCUCUUCCACCUGACCUUACUGCCUCCUGCGCAGCUGGGCCUUCGUUGCCGUCAAAGAGCGAAUCGAAUGUAGCGCCUCCAAAACACCAAUACGUAGGACCAUCAUUACCUGGCUCGCAAGCUCCUUACGAUGACGACUCGGAUUCAGAUGUUGGGCCUCAACCGCUUCCUGCAAUUUACGCUUCACGAAUAGAAGAAAAGUUGGGCGUGGAAGAGUUCUUAGAGAGGGAGGAAAGGAGAAGGAAACUUCAGGAAGAGGCAAGCAAACCGAAAAAGCUUCAGCGGGAGGAGUGGAUGCUUGUAUCCCCAAAAAGCGGCGACUUAUUGGCGUGUUCCUACGUAGAGAUCAAAGACGAAUCGUUCGACUUCGUAGUGGUAAACAAUGUCUGUCGUCUGUCGGACUACACUUUUGUCUUCACGGGAUUGCAAAGCAACGCUCCUGGCGCAGCUAUGCUCUGCACUCUUACAGGACCAUCGUUCGUGCCAAAUUUCCAGGUACUCAGAUCUACCGCAUCGGCGUCUGCCGCUCCAUUCCCUGAAGGCAUCAUUUCGCUUCCAACCCCGCUUGAGUUUAAAGUGGCAGGUGACAAGACCGUAUAUGCUGUGUACUACGCCCCGAAUAACCCAGCGUAUGGGGGUUCGAGCAUUCCCAACGAGAAGCCGCCCUGCGUGCUUAGCGUACAUGGUGGUCCCACAGGGUUAGAGACCCAGCAUUUGAACUGGCUGAAGCAGUAUUUCACAAGCAGAGGAUAUGCUUGUGGCUCUUCGUGCUAUGGGCGCGCAUAUGUGGAGCGCCUCCAAGGAAACUGGGGUAUCACCGACGUGAGCGACUGCGUUGGCGCAAUCCAAUCGCCUCAAAUUAGUUCCCUCAUUGACACCAAACGCACUGCGAUCCGGGGCGGGAGUGCGGGUGGGUUUACUACCCUUGCUGCCAUCUCCUUGGACUCCUCCGCAGCGAGCAAAGUUAAAUUUUUCGCAAGUGCCACGAACAGCUACGGAGUCUCAAACAUGGAGCUUUUUGCAGAAGAUACGCACAAGUUCGAGCUCAUGUAUAUCAUAAAGCUUCUCGGCGGUACAAGAGAAGAGAUUCCGAAAGUUUGGCACGACCGGAGCCCGGUGUAUUUCUCUGCAAACAUCAAAACCCCAUUACUCGUUCUUCAAGGCAACGAUGAUGCAGUUGCUCCGCCUUCACAAUCCUGGACUAUUAUUGAUGAGAUCAUUAAAUCUAAGGGGCAUGUUGAGGCGCAUUUCUUCGAUGGCGAACAACAUGGGUGGCGCACAUCAGGGACGUUGAAGAAGGCGAUUGAGUUCGAGAGGGAAUGGUACGAGAAGAGCAUGGUGAGGCCCGCUGUAGCAACUUGA
This is a messenger RNA of Suillus discolor, 1452 nucleotides long. RefSeq names its product Alpha/Beta hydrolase protein. Gene Ontology annotation, biological process: proteolysis. Gene Ontology annotation, molecular function: serine-type peptidase activity. The coding region runs from base 1 to 1452 and encodes 483 amino acids. The record is from RefSeq and is a predicted model, not a curated record. NCBI's taxonomy places the organism in Eukaryota, Fungi, Basidiomycota, Agaricomycetes, Boletales, Suillaceae. The transcript is spliced from 5 exons.